Molecule: messenger RNA, 499 nt
Organism: Cuscuta europaea
Lineage: Eukaryota; Viridiplantae; Streptophyta; Magnoliopsida; Solanales; Convolvulaceae
Source: the annotation of a GenBank genome assembly
CGAUGAAGGAGCUUAUAAACGUAAAAGUGAAAGGGAUAUAGCUCAUGCUUCAAAAGCUGUGAAGCCAUAUAUUGUGAUGCUGCCUUUGUUUUUUAGACACAUGGAUCACUUUUCUAAACGUGCAGUGGAUCUUAAUAAGAACUUAGAUAUGAAAUUCAUGACCAAUUUGCCUGUCCAAGAGUCAGCUGACUGUGGGGCUUAUGUUGCUGCUUUUGCUGAAUAUUUCAUUGAUGACAUAGAGCUUCCUUCAUUUCUGGAUAUUGAGCUAUACAGAUCGAGGCUUGCCUUUUUUCUUUAUCAGUAUGGAGUAUCUAAGCUAAAUGGUGAAGUGGAGAGUGAUGGUGAUCAAGUCAAACGCAAGCGCAAGAAGCUGAAGCAUUAGAUAAAUGUAGUCAUGACUAAUAUGUGUAUUGUAAACAUUCCUUGUUAAGUUGAUAUGUUUUUUGUUUUUGGGUAAAUGUAAAAACCGUAUGUUAAUUGCUACCUUUGAACAUCUUUC